CGUUCACCCGAGAGGCACACAUGCCAUCCUCAAGCAGAGACAGACACAUUUAAACCAGCUGGUGCAGAAACACACAGAUGCUUCAAUGAAUCAGGAGUAAAUUCGCCCAUUCAGACACUAAUUUAACCCUUCAACUUUAACUGGCUUGAUUAUACAUCCGCUCCACAGUGAGAUGCAAAGCAGAUACUUUCUACAACUUCUUUUCGCCUUAUCAUGGCUCAUUGUAUCAAUGGCACGAGAUGUGAUCGGAUCAGGUCACUCCUGUCUCACAUCGAGUCCUGCAGACGACGGACUGACCCGCGUCACGUUUCUGCGAGAGGACGCACCCGGCGCGCACUCCCUGUACCUCAGCCUGUGGUCCGAAGACAUGCGCCCGGUAACCUGCGAAGUGAAUACCGACCCACUGGUCACGGAAAGAUACCUUGGCCUUUGCGGCAGAAGCGGCACGCAGGGUGGAGAAAUCCCCCAGAGGUUUAAUAUCAGCAUGCUGUUGGCUCCGGAUGCGCCCUGCGCGCUCGUUUCCUCCAGCGCGCCAGAGUUGACCAGGCGCAGAAGAAGUGAUGGGACAGAGGCAAAAUCUCGGAGGAAACGGUCUUGGAUAUUUCCUGGGACGCUGUGGUGCGGCACUGGAAGCAAAGCAGUCGGAUACGACCAGUUAGGCAUGUUUGAGAGUACGGAUAGAUGCUGCCGAGAGCACGACCACUGCCUUCAUGUCAUCCCAGCUUUCACUAGGAAUUAUGGAGUCUUCAACUCCAAAUUCUUCACCGUCUCACACUGUGACUGUGACCAAAGGUUUCGGCAGUGCCUCAUUGGUGCGAAUGAUACCAUCGCCAGUAUGGUGGGUUACAGCUUCUUCAGCAUCCUGCAGGUUCCCUGCUUUGAGCUCAAAGAGCAGAGGCGAUGCACUGAGAUGUACUGGUGGGGAAUGUGUAAAGUAGCCAAUAACGCGCCAUAUGCCGUCUUCAAAAGCCCUCUCCCUUUCAACACCACUGAUGUUACAAGCCAAUCUGGGGACAACGCUAAUAACAACAAGUUAAAAAGUAGUAUGGGGCAGCGUGUAACCGAAAGCCCCGUGAUGAGCACAGAGUCACCCAAACAUGAACACAGAUGUAGUUACAAAGACUCGCCCAGAGGAGACAUUUUCUACCGCAGAAGGACAAAGGGGAAAGGAUGUAAAAGACACUGGAAACUGUAUACAGCAGCCACCCAGAUUCCCCCAACGUCAAGGGCUCACGCCACUACUCCUUCAAAUGAGACCAGUCUUGUACAUGCUUCUAAAAGUAGUGCAUCGAUGUCAAAUAAAAAGAGAGCUGGAAGAAAGAAGAACAACAGAAAGGGCCUGUCAGCUCGACCCACACAGAGAAGCCACGUUCCACCACGGGUGAGCACAAGCUCUAUUCCACAAAAUCUGACAACAGAGGAGCCAACACUUCAACUACACCUACCAACAGCCAUCACCGCCGUGACCAAAACCACCAAAAGGCGUAAAAACGUUCCCAAAAAAGGUCACUGUUGUGGAUUCAGGAUGCCUCUGAGGGGCGACACUUUUCAGCCUCAUUGUAAAAGUUGUCUAGAGCGAAACAUGACAACUGUUACCCCCUCAAUAACCACAUCUGGAUUACCGAUCAAAGUGACAUCACUUGAUACGCUCAAGCUAAAAAAGACCAAAAAAAAACCAUCCAAACAAGACACGCUGAAACCACUCUGGAGUACAACUACUUCUGCAGCGCCGGCCACAAGACGACUAAAGACAGCAGCCGCCAUUCAGAAGGUCGGCAAGCCACAAAAGCAGUCCCAUCUACUACGGAAUAACACAAGCCAGGAGCCCAUGGGUAGAACCAAAGCCACAAACACACACACAGACCGAGGCCUGAAACCAAAUGUUGCACUGCAUAAAGGUGACAGGUGAGUGUAUGCGGCUGCUGACCACAUCACCUCUGGCGGGGCCCUUUGCAACCUAAAAGGUCCCUCUUCAGUAUCUAAAUGUAAUGUUGACGUCCCAUUAAGCACUUAGUACCAUUUGAGAUGAAACUGUUUAAAUCCAUCGAAAUGAGAUUUAUAAUUUGAAUUCCG
Molecule: messenger RNA, 2073 nt
Organism: Dicentrarchus labrax (European seabass)
Lineage: Eukaryota; Metazoa; Chordata; Actinopteri; Moronidae
Product: group 3 secretory phospholipase A2-like
Exons: 4
Coding region: 173-1909 (578 amino acids)
Biological process (GO): phospholipid metabolic process; arachidonate secretion
Molecular function (GO): A2-type glycerophospholipase activity
Source: RefSeq, a predicted model, not a curated record